CCCGCUUUAGUAUUCCUCCAACAAUCGCGUAGGCAAGCACAAUCCAACCCCCUGACUCUAUUAAAAUUCCGAGAUAAUGUCGCUCCUAGCGAAUUAAGCUCUUCCAUAAUCCAUCAAUUACAAAAAACUAACAACGCGAUCAUUUUAAUUAAUCAUUUUUUAAAGUGCUUCAAAUUCUGCAGAAAUUUAAUCAUUGCAGUAAUUUGAGCGGAAUGUCCAAUCAGCUAAUUGUAGCAAUGGUAUUGUGGUGGUGCGCGGGUUUAGUAUGGUCACAGCAACCCUUCGAUGAUAAUUUCCGUUAUUAUAACAUCGGGGUUUUGAUGGCAUCGCACUUGGAUUCGCCCUUCGAUCUUGAAAGGUGCGGACCUGCGGUUGAUAUGGCUUUGGAGGAGAUCAACGACAAGUUCUUAGCACACCACGGGAUCAAACUCAAAAAGGUCCAGGAAAGCUACCCUUCGUGCAGCGGCGCCCGAGCCCCCGGCCUGGCCGCCGACAUGCACUUCAAAUCGGACGUAAUUGCAUUCGUGGGGCCCGCUUGUUUGUUUGCCCUUGAACCUGUUGCUCGCCUGGCGGCCUACUGGAACACCCCCAUCAUCACAGGAAUGGGCGAUCAGCCGCCCUCAGAAGGGGAGCUGUCGGUCACUUCCGGGAUUCUGGGCCGGUUGCAGAAGUGGAACAAGAGCGACAGUGCCGGGAUUCUGAAGGACAAAAGCAAAUAUCCGACACUGACGAGGAUGUCCUACUGCCAGUGCAGGCUCAAGUCCGUUUUUUCGAGCAUUUUUAGGCAGUUUGGGUGGAGACACAUCGCGCUUAUUCUGGACAGGUCGGAUCUGUUCUCCCUUACUGCCGGAAAAAACUUAGAACAUGGCUUAAAAAAAGAAGGUCUCCUCACAUUCAUGCGCGAGUUAGACGGUAACGACAACGAAUCCAUCGAUAACUACCUCCGCGACGCAAGCAUGUAUGCCAGAGUGGUAAUUCUAAGUGUUCGGGGAACCCUUGUCCGGAAGUUCAUGCUUGUUGCUCACUCCCUUGGUAUGACUAAAGGCGACUGGACUUUUCUCGAUGUUGAAAUUUUCCAAGGAUCAUACUGGAAGGACCACGACUGGGAAGCAGGUGACAGCAAUGAUGCAGCUGCUAGAAAAGCAUAUGAAGCGCUUCUCCGAGUGUCUUUACUGCAACCAACAAGCGACCAAUUCCAAGAUUUUUCCGAUAGAGUGAAAGAAAAAGCCCUGAAGGAUUACAACUACACCAUCAGUGAAAGAGAAGAAAUCAACUUCGUCAUUGGGGCGUUCUAUGAUGGGGUGUAUUUAUUAGGGAUGGCUCUGAAUGAAACCUUGACUGAAGGCGGGGAUAUUAGGAACGGAAUCAACAUCACGACGAGGAUGUGGUCGAGGGAUUUUCACGGAAUCACUGGUCAUGUGCGUAUUGAUGACAACGGUGACCGAGACGCCGAUUACUCAGUCUUGGACCUGGACCCCAUCACUGGAAAAUUCGAAGUGGUGGCACACUACUACGGGGUCCACAAACGCUACUCUCCGGUCACCGGUAAAAGAAUCCAUUGGCCAGGGGGCCGUGAGGGGGCCCCACCUGACGUUCCACGAUGCGGCUUUAUGAAUAAUGACCCCGAAUGCCGAAAUCACGAAACCUACAUGAUAAUUCUCUACGGAUCUUUUGCAUUUGGGGUCUUUCUAGCCCUAAUUAUCACAUUCACCUGCGUUUGUAAUAAACAAAUGAAAAUCGCUGCCGACCUCAACAACAUGUCCUGGAGGAUCCGUCCGGAGGAAGUAAUUCUAGAAAUGACGGGCAGAUCAGCGUUUGGUUCGAAACUAGCCCUCCACAAACUAACAGAAUCAUAUGGGCUCAGAAGUGGCCGCGCGUCUAUCACUUCCACCAACUCACUUCAAACAAAAAUCUUCACCACUGUGGGCAUCUACAAAGGGAGUCGAGUCGCUAUUAAAAAAAUUUCAAAAAAGAAGGUCGAUAUCAAUAAAAAACUUCUCUGGGAAAUCAAACAGGUUCGGGACGUAACUCACGAAAACACGGUCAGGUUUGUGGGGGCGUGCAUUGAGUCCCCCACUGUGCUUAUCCUGACCGAAUAUUGCCCCAGAGGGAGUCUUAAAGAUGUGCUAGAAAAUGAGGAAAUUCAGCUCGACUGGAACUUCCGAAUGUCCUUAAUUCAUGACGUUGUUAAAGGAAUGAGUUAUUUGCACAGUUGCGAGGUUUCGGUCCAUGGAAAACUGCGGUCGUGUAAUUGUCUCAUUGAUGGCCGCUUUGUUCUAAAAAUCUCCGAUUUCGGCUUAACAACAUUGACUACUCCGCUGCAAGUCGAAAAAGACGCUGACUAUUACAAGAAAAUGUUAUGGGUGGCGCCAGAGCUCCUUCCCUUGACGGUCGUGCCAGGCACUCCGGCAACCCAAAAAGGCGACGUUUACAGUUUUGGGAUUAUUUUAGAAGAGAUAAUUGUCCGUGGAGGGCCAUACGAAGCCGCUCGUCAGUUUUUGGAACCUCAUGAAAUCAUAGCAAGAGUCGCCACGAGGGAAAAUCCGCCGUUUCGCCCAGCUGUCAGUUGUAGGGACUGUCCAGAGGACCUUUUCGAGCUGAUGGAGCGUUGCUGGAGCGACAAUCCUGAAGACCGACCGACUUUUGAUUCAGUUAAAAUAACUCUUCGCACCAUCAUGAAGGGUUUUUGUGAGAACCUCAUGGACGACCUUUUGAGGCGCAUGGAACAAUACGCCAACAACCUGGAGGCGUUAGUUGGGGAGAAAACCGAACAACUCAGCCAGGAGAAGCGCCGCUCGGAGGAACUCCUCUACCAAGUACUUCCCCGGCCUGUGGCCCAACAACUAAUGGCGGGAGAGAUCGUCCAGCCGGAGCAGUUCGAAUGUGUGACCGUUUAUUUCAGCGAUAUUGUCGGUUUUACGGCCCUUUGCGCCAAAAGCUCUCCCAUGGAAGUCGUCGAUUUUCUCAACGACUUGUACAGCACCUUCGACAGGAUCAUCGGUUCCUACGACGUGUACAAAGUCGAGACGAUCGGAGAUGCGUACAUGGUGGUGUCUGGACUCCCUGAGCGAAACGGCGACUCGCAUGCGAAGGAAAUAGCGCUCCUGUCGUUGGCUAUCUUGGACGCGAUUCGAUGUUUCAGUAUUCAGCACAACCCCGACUAUCAGCUCAAAGUCCGCAUUGGGAUUCACUCAGGGCCGGUUUGUGCCGGGGUUGUGGGCCAACGCAUGCCCCACUAUUGUCUUUUCGGCGACACUGUUAACACAGCUAGCAGAAUGGAGAGCACUGGACAACCUUUGAAGAUUCACGUCAGCGAGAUUACGAAGAAUAUUCUGGACAAGUACGGGACGUUCAAACUCGAAUUGAGGGGCGAGGUUGAGUUGAAAGGUAAGGGGUUUGUGACAACGUAUUGGCUUCUGGGAAGUACCGAGCCUGUGGCCAGGCCGCCCUCGCCCCUAGUGACAGCGGACCAAGACACUAAUCCAUAUCCACUCAUUUUUAUGGGAAAUUAAUGUGUGUGGUAAUAAACGCUCAUUUUUCUGGAUAA
Molecule: messenger RNA, 3547 nt
Organism: Tribolium castaneum (red flour beetle)
Lineage: Eukaryota; Metazoa; Arthropoda; Insecta; Coleoptera; Tenebrionidae
Exons: 14
Coding region: 213-3512 (1099 amino acids)
Biological process (GO): receptor guanylyl cyclase signaling pathway; cGMP biosynthetic process; protein phosphorylation
Cellular component (GO): plasma membrane
Molecular function (GO): protein kinase activity; peptide receptor activity; guanylate cyclase activity
Source: RefSeq, a predicted model, not a curated record